Molecule: messenger RNA, 1047 nt
Organism: Thelazia callipaeda (thelaziosis nematode)
Lineage: Eukaryota; Metazoa; Nematoda; Chromadorea; Rhabditida; Thelaziidae
Source: the annotation of a GenBank genome assembly
AUGUUUCAAGAAAGCUCUUACCUCAACUUCGGUCAUCAGCGAGGUACACCAUACAAUAGCGUGUACUUUCUCAACGUUGGGAACAACGCAACACCACCUCUUCCCAAAGAAGGAGAAACUGUAGCCAACCAAAAUGUUGAGACCACAGUUGAUAAGCCUCUGACCGCCUCUGAACAUCAGCAAAAUAUUGAAAAUGAAGCGACAACUUUAGACGAAAAGGAAAGUGAAGCUUCGUCUGACUUGUGUCCCACGCAGAAUGAAGCGGUCCUGAUCAAAAAAUCAGAAAAUGCACUGCAGUGCCGUCAUAAAAUGGUUCACUUUGAUCUUCAAGAUGAAGAAGUGGAGGAUAGUGGUGAUUACUGUAAACACCCUCAAGUGGCGAUGCAGUCAGUCUAUGCGAAGGCAAAUCUGAAUAAUUGUUACAAUAUGUUGGAGAAUGACAAACCGAUGAAGAACAAACAAGAUGGGCGAUUAAAUAAAACACAGGAGCAAAAACAUGGCUUAAAAAAUAGUGAGGUCGCAGCACAAUCUGGUGUCAAACAAGAAGCUACAAAACGAAGUCAACCGAUAGAAAGCUAUUACAUCAGCCUUCCUAAUAUGCAAAAGUUCAUCAAUAUGGAACCCAAAAAAGCGACGCACACUAUUCGUCCACCAGUUGUUAGAAAAUACGUCAUGGAAGCUCCAAAGAAAUGUUCACGAAAAUCUUUGGUAGACGAAUCGAAACAACGUUAUGUUGAACAUGAUUUUUCGCCAAUGGACUCAUCGGACACAAAUACAGCGCGAAACAUCAGCUUUGUUGCUGUUCAAUCUCAAUAUGUCUUCAAUGCGGAUAAGGCGAAUUCUGAGAAUUUGGAUAAUGAAGAUGAGAUGGUAAUGCAGAGCGAGAUUUCAUGCAGUGGUAAAAAAUCACACAAUUGCAAUGAUGCCAAAGGUAAACAAAAAGAAGAAUCAGAAGCCUCGCUUGCAUCAGAACAAUCUUCUUCUACUAAACCCUGUAUUAUUUCAUGCUAUAAUGAUAAGAAAAUGCGCGACUGGAAUAUUUACUAA